GCACUCACCAGCUCAAAUUCAGAUGGAGUUUCCCCUAGAGCAAACUGUAAAAACUGUCAGCAUCUCUCUUCUUUCUUCACCUAAGAAACCAACCCUCUCCUCUCCUUUCCUGGCACUCUCCAUCAACACUUUGAAACAAAGAUGCUGAACAUGCCGCCCUUCCUCAGCUUCGUCACCUUGUACGAGACCUAUCUCCGCCGCUGCUUCGCCAACGCCGGCCUCUCGCUGCAAACACUGAAGCUUGGCGACGAGACCACCAUUCAGUUCUGGGGCCCGAAGGUUGAAGGUGCCGCCCGGAAACCCCCGGUGGUGCUGAUCCAUGGGUUCGGCCCCCCGGGCGUCUGGCAAUGGAGGAAGCAGGUCCAGUGCCUCGCCCCUCACUUCGACGUCUACGUCCCGGACCUGGUCUUUUUCGGAGGCUCCGCCACCAGGUCCGCCGAGCGGACCGAGAUCUUCCAGGCGGCCUCCGUCGCGAGGCUCGCCGAUGAGCUGAACCUGGAGAGGUUCCACGUCGUGGGGACCAGCUAUGGCGGGUUCGUGGCGUACCACGUGGCGCGGAUGAGGCCCGAGAGGGUCGGGAAGGUGGUGAUCGCGAGCUCCGGGGUCAACAUGACGAAGGGGGACAACGAGGCGCUGCUGGAGAGGGCCAAGGUGGAGAACAUCGAGGACCUCAUGCUGCCGGAGACCGCCGCGAACCUGAGGACGCUGAUCGAUCUGGCCGUGCACAAGCACAUUGCGCACAUGGUGCCGGAUUUCGUAUUGAACGACGUCAUCAAUAAAUUGUAUUCGGAAAAUAGGAAGGAAAAGAUAGAGCUUCUUAAGGGAUUGACCAUUGGGAGGGAGGACGAACCCCACAUUUCUGCUAUUGAACAGGAUGUGUUGUUGAUAUGGGGAGACCAUGACCAAUUAUUCCCAUUGCAAAUGGCAACUGAACUCAAGGAGAUUGUGGGGAAGAAGGUGAAGCUGGAAGUGAUGGAGAACACGGCGCACGUGCCACAGGUCGAAGACCACCUGCGAUUCAACAGCAUCCUCAAAGGAUUUCUCAUGUGACCUGUCUUCUUUAAGUUUUCUUGCGUUGUAAUUAAUCAAUCUUAAUCCUAAGUAUGGCUUGCUUAGCUCUAGCUUAUUGGUGGAUUGAGGCAGGCCGGUCCUUGCCCUAGGAAUUCCACCUUGCAAUCUCAACUUAAUGUAUUGCUUGUCUAUGUCUGAUUGUUACCAAUAUCAAACCCUGCUUCUCUCUAACUUAAUGGGAUGAUUAGGUCUUUCUAUA
This is a messenger RNA of Rhodamnia argentea, 1270 nucleotides long. RefSeq names its product pimeloyl-[acyl-carrier protein] methyl ester esterase-like. The record is from RefSeq and is a predicted model, not a curated record. The transcript has 4 exons. Bases 142 to 1050 code for a protein of 302 amino acids. Lineage: Eukaryota; Viridiplantae; Streptophyta; Magnoliopsida; Myrtales; Myrtaceae.